AUGGUUCGAGGCGUCGAGGGAAACGAAAUGGCCACGCCAAAAUCUGCAUCUCUGAAAAAGUCCAAUUCGAUCAAGACGGACAGGUCCCAGAAGUCCAUUCUCGGUUUCUUCCAAAAGAAAGCCGCUGGCAGCGCAGCUUCCUCGCCUGCCAGUGCCGCUGUCAAAGCGGAAGCAUCCAAUGGCACUCCCAAGCGUCCCAUGGACAUGACACCUGCGCCGAGCAGCGACGCGAUACAGCCUUCAAGUCCGCUAGGAAACCGAACCGUCAACGGAGUGAAGGACGAGAAGAACAAGGAGAAUGGUUUGCCAUCUCCAGUAUCUUCUGAAGAAGCAUGUGCUGAUAUGGGAUUUCUCAAAGAAGGCGUGGAUAUGAAGACAUACACGAGCCCCACUCGAAAGUCAAAGAGAACCGUCAACUAUGCAGAGUCCGAUUCCGAAAAAGAGGUCCUUCGGCCAUCCUCCGGAAACACCAAUCGUGGAGGUGCGAAACGGAGGCGAGUCACAAUUGAGGAUUCGGACGAUGACUUUGGCGCCACGGAUGCCAUAGAUGGCAAUGACGAUGAAGAUGACGACAUGGAUGACUUUAUCGUUGCCGAUGACUCCGACGAAGAAGAUGGGUCGUCUCGAAAGCGGAACAAGAAGCCCCCGACCUCCAAAAAGCAGAAGACGAAGAUAUCUUCGUCCCCACCGCCACGCCCCCGUAUCGAAGAUGAAGACAUCGUGAUGGACUCUACAUCUACCGCUCAGCAAUGGAAAUUUGAUCCGGAGGCACCCGUGUCCAACGAGCCUCGCAAACACCAACCGCAUAUCUCGAAAGCAUCAAGCGAGAAGAAGGGGAAACCCAAAGUUCAUAUUACGGAGCCCGAGAAAAGAUAUCCGUGGUUGGCACAUGUUCUGGACGCAGACCGGAACCCAGUCGGCCAUCCGGAUUAUGAUCCCCGUACGGUGUUUAUCCCACCGAUGGCGUGGAAUAAAUUCUCUCCGUUCGAGAAACAAUACUGGGAGAUCAAGCAGAAAUACUGGGAUACCAUCGUCUUCUUCAAGAAGGGCAAGUUCUACGAGCUCUACGAGAACGAUGCCACGGUUGGCCACCAGGAGUUCGACCUCAAGCUGACAGAUCGGGUCAACAUGCGGAUGGUCGGCGUCCCCGAAGCGUCCCUCGAUCACUGGGCAAAUCAAUUCGUGGCAAAAGGAUACAAGAUCGCUCGAGUUGAUCAAAUGGAGUCGGCGCUGGCCAAGCAGAUGAGGGAGAGAGACGGCGUAGUACCUGCAAAGAAGCAGAAAGACGACAAGAUCAUCAGAAGGGAACUAGCCGCUGUUCUGACUUCUGGUACGCUCGUUGACGGUGGUAUGCUGCAGGACGACAUGUCCACCUAUUGUGCUGCCGUGAAGGAAAUCGAGACGAACGGCCUGCCAACCUUUGGCAUCGCUUUCGUCGACGCCGCAACGGCUCAGUUCCACAUCGCAGAGUUCGUGGACGACAUCAGCAUGACAAGGUUUGAGACGUUCGUAGCUCAGACACGCCCCGGAGAGUUGUUGCUCGAGAAGUCGUGCAUAUCUGCCAAAGCGCUCCGCAUCCUCAAGAAUAACACCUCUCCGACUACGAUCUGGAACUAUUUGAAGCCGGUCAAAGAGUUUUGGGCGGCCGACAACACCUGCCGCGAGAUCGACGCUUCGGAGUAUUUCAAAGACGAAGACAAGGAGGGUGCCGAUACGUGGCCUGCAGCACUCCGAGAGGCGCGGGAGAAGGAACUGGCCAUGUCUGCAUUCGGAGCGCUUGUCCAAUACCUGCGUACCCUCAAGAUUGAGAGGGAGCUAGUAUCCCUCGGCAAUAUUCACUGGUAUGAUCCCAUCCAGAAAGCGACCAACCUGGUGGUGGAUGGCCAAAGCCUCAUCAACCUUGAGAUAUUCGCAAAUAGUUUCGACGGUGGCGUUGACGGGACGCUGUUCCAAAUGCUCAACCGCUGUGUGACUCCUUUUGGAAAGCGAAUGCUGAAGCAAUGGGUCUGUCAUCCUUUGGCGGAUGCGCGAAAGAUCAAUGCUCGACUUGACGCGGUCGAUGCUCUGAAUGCAGACUCUAGCGUCAUGGACAACUUCGCGUCCUCUCUGGCCAAAAUUCCGGAUCUGGAGCGAUUGCUUUCUCGAGUCCAUGCUGGGCGCUGCAAACCACAGGACUUCCUUCGCGUCCUGGAGGGGUUUGAGCAGAUCGAAUACACAUUCAGUCUCCUAAAACAGUUCGGCGACGGAGACGGUGUCCUAGGCCAGCUGAUCUCCUCCAUGCCUGAUUUAUCAAUCCAUCUGAAGCCGUGGAAGGGUGCUUUUGACCGAAACCUACUUCGAGACAGUGGGGUGCUGGUUCCGGAGCCGGGCGUCGAGAGCGAUUUUGACGAGAGUCAAGAAAACAUCGAUGGCAUCCUGGGCGAUCUACACAAACUUAGAAACAAAUGGCGGAAGGAACUGAACUGCUCGGCGAUCGAAUUCCGUGAUAACGGCAAGGAAAUCUAUCAACUUGAGGUUCCCGUCAAGGUCAAGGGCAUCCCCAAGCAUUGGGACCAGAUGUCCGCCACGGUCAAAGUCAAACGCUUCUAUUUCCCCGAGCUGAAGGCGCUUGUCCGGUCAUUGCAGGAAGGUCAAGAAACUCACAGCCAAAUCGUCAAAGAGGUCUCUAGUCGCUUCUAUAAGCGCUUUGAUCAGGAGUAUUCUACGUGGCUUGCAGCCGUCAAGGUGGUUGCUCAGCUUGACUGCCUCAUCAGUCUCGCCAAAGCCUCCUCGUCGCUUGGUGAACCCAGCUGCCGCCCUACCUUUGUCGACCAAGAACGCGCCUUUAUCUCCUUCACCGAGCUCCGUCACCCUUGCAUGGUCCACACCGUCUCCGACUUUAUCCCCAACGACAUCGUCCUCGGCGGCACCCAUCCGAACGUCGACCUCCUCACCGGAGCCAACGCCGCCGGCAAGUCCACCAUCCUCCGCAUGACCUGCAUCGCGGUGAUCCUCGCGCAAAUCGGCCUCUACCUCCCCGCCACCGCCGCUACCCUCACUCCCAUCGACCGCAUCAUGUCGCGCCUCGGCGCCGCGGACAACAUCCUCGCCGCGCAGUCGACCUUCUUCGUCGAGCUGGCGGAAACCCGCAAGAUCCUCGCGGAGGCGACGCCGCGCUCGCUGGUCAUCCUUGAUGAGCUGGGCCGCGGUACGUCGAGCUACGACGGGCUCUCCGUCGCGCAGGCGGUGCUGCACCACAUCGCCGGCCGCGUCGGGUGCCUGGCGGUGUUCGCGACGCACUAUCGCAGCCUGGCGAAGGAGUUCGCGGGGCAUCCGGAGAUCGCGGCGAAGCGGAUGCGGAUCCAGGUGGAUGAGGAGGAGCGGAGGGUGACGUUCUUGUAUAAGUUGGAGGAUGGGGUCGCGGAUGGGAGCUUUGGGAUGCAUUGUGCGGCUAUGUGUGGGAUUCCGGCGAAGGUGGUGGAGGGCGCGGAGGUGGCGGCGAGGGAGUGGGAGAGUACGAGUCGGCUGAAGGAUGGUGGGAAUGGCGAUGGGACAGUGGAGAUUUCCUUGGGGUUGCUAAGCGAUGUCGCAUGGAUGUUGAGAGAUGGCGUGGAUGGUGUGGGUAAACGAGGACUACAGACUUUGGUCAAGGCGAUUGAAGCUCUGUAA
Eremomyces bilateralis CBS 781.70 is the source of this 3648-nucleotide messenger RNA. RefSeq names its product DNA mismatch repair protein muts. The transcript is spliced from 3 exons. Gene Ontology annotation, cellular component: MutSalpha complex; nucleus. Gene Ontology annotation, molecular function: mismatched DNA binding; ATP-dependent DNA damage sensor activity; ATP binding. Bases 1 to 3648 code for a protein of 1215 amino acids. Gene Ontology annotation, biological process: mismatch repair. Lineage: Eukaryota; Fungi; Ascomycota; Dothideomycetes; Eremomycetales; Eremomycetaceae. The record is from RefSeq and is a predicted model, not a curated record.